AGCUGUUGCUGUUGUAAUAUUCAAUUUGUUUUAUUUGAAGCUAAAGCAAGUACAAGUAGCAGCAACUAAACAAAACACACACAUGUGCUGCACUAAACAACGCACAAAUAAAUAUUCAAGUUAGCCAUGUUGAGACGCGUGCUUGGCUACAGCGUCUUGGGUGCGGGUCUGGUCAGCACUGGGCUAAGUUUGCGCACCAAUGACUACGAUAUAAACUCGCUGGGCAUAGUGCGGCUCUCGCGCUCCGCUUGCGCUGUGGUGGAUGUGGCGUUAACCUACAAGCGUGAGCUGUACUACAAGGAAUGGGACAAGAGCACGCCGGAGUACAAGGCGGAGAAGAGUCGCGUGCACAAAAUUGCUGCUGAAAAGCUGCUGCAGUUGAUAUGCACAAACAAAGGUGUUUACAUCAAAGUGGGCCAGCACAUAGGCGCUUUGGAGUAUUUGCUGCCCAAGGAGUUUGUGCAGACAAUGAAGGUGCUGCAUUCGGAUGCGCCACAAAACCCCAUCGAAGAUUUGUAUAAAGUAAUAAGGCAGGAUUUGAAACGCAAUCCAGAGGAUUUAUUUGAUAGCUUUGAGCGUGAGCCGCUGGGCACUGCCUCGCUGGCGCAAGUGCACAAAGCGCGACUGAAAACGGGUGAAGUGGUGGCAGUUAAGGUGCAGCAUCCGUAUGUGAAGGGCAACAGUCUGGUGGAUAUGAAGACCAUGGAGCUGGCUGUUAAGCUGCUGGCUAAAAUAUUUCCAGACUUUAAAAUACAAUGGCUGGUGGAGGAGUCCAAGAAGAAUCUACCCAUUGAGCUGGACUUUUUAAAUGAGGGACGCAAUGCGGAAAAGGUAGCGCAACAGUUUGCCAAAUAUAGCUGGCUGCGUGUACCCAAAAUCUACUGGGAGCUGAGCACUAAGCGCGUGCUAGUCAUGGAAUACCUGGAGGGCGGACAUGUAACCGAUUUGAACUACAUUAGGCAGCAUAAAAUUGAUGCAUUCGCUGUGGCCAAUCGCAUAGGACAACUCUACUCUGAAAUGAUAUUCUCCACGGGCUUUGUGCAUAGCGAUCCACAUCCAGGCAACAUAUUGGUGCGACAAACGGCGCAAAAUGAGCUGGAGCUUAUUCUGCUGGAUCAUGGGCUAUAUGCAGAUCUGAGCGAUAAGUUUAGAUACGAGUACUCCAAGCUAUGGUUGAGCAUAUUGCGCGUGGAUCGCAAGGCAAUGCGUCAGCAUAGCGAGCAGCUGGGCAUUAAGGGUGAUCUAUAUGGCUUGUUUGUGUGCAUGGUAACUGGCAGACCCUGGGAGACGCUUAUGCAGGGCAUCACCAAAGUCAAGUACUCCAAGGAGGAGAAAAACACGCUGCAAUCCAAUACAUCGCUGGUGCUGCCGCAUAUAUCGGAUGUGCUGGAGCAAGUGGAUCGCCAAAUGCUGCUUAUACUCAAGACCAACGAUUUGAUACGCGGCAUUGAGGCGACGCUGCGCACACAAAACCGCAUGACAGCGUUUUGGUCCAUGUCCAAGUGCUGUGUACGCAGCUGCUAUGCGGAGCAGCAGGCACAGCUGCCAAAACAAAGUUGGCGCCUGUUGCUGCGCGAGCGUUGGGAGCUGCUGAAACUAAAUCUGUACUACCUCUAUUUAGGCUUAAUCAAUUUUAAUCUAAUGGCUGCUUGCAAGCAGCUGCUCUAGUGACAACGAUUAAACAAAUGUACAAAUCGAAAUGGGA
Molecule: messenger RNA, 1705 nt
Organism: Drosophila busckii
Lineage: Eukaryota; Metazoa; Arthropoda; Insecta; Diptera; Drosophilidae
Gene: Adck1
Product: aarF domain-containing protein kinase 1
Exons: 4
Coding region: 127-1668 (513 amino acids)
Biological process (GO): mitochondrion organization; protein phosphorylation; lipid homeostasis
Cellular component (GO): mitochondrial inner membrane
Molecular function (GO): protein kinase activity; ATP binding
Source: RefSeq, a predicted model, not a curated record